This is a messenger RNA of Chironomus riparius, 1890 nucleotides long. NCBI's taxonomy places the organism in Eukaryota, Metazoa, Arthropoda, Insecta, Diptera, Chironomidae. The record is from the annotation of a GenBank genome assembly.
CCGAAAAUGCAUAUAUGUGAAAUUUUACAGUGAAACAAAUUGAAUUUUUGUCAUGAAAGAAAUUGAAAUGUCGUGUGAAAGUCAUUUGGAAUAUUUCAGAGAAUCCUUUAUCAAGGAUGAGGAGUGGGCUGUGAAAUUGCUGGAUUCGUGGCAGAAAUUCUCAUCAAAACCUUUGAUUUCAAACCUCCUUAAUUUCGGACCAUUCACAGACUGUUUAAAUUUUCAACAAAAUUUAAACUCAUCCGAAAUUCAAGGACAGCACUGUCUCAUCUCCUAUUCAUCCAUAUUAUCUCAUAAUUUUGAUGAUACAUCGAAUGAAUACGAAAUUGAUUCGAUAAUAGAGAAAGAGACAUUUGUACUCAAAAAUGGGAUUUGUCUUCCAUCUUCAUGCUCGAUGAGUGAAAUUGAAAAUUUCUUGAGAAAUCAUCUCAAAGAGACAGAUAUCAUUGUGCUGAAUUCUUAUUGUCAGACAAAGGAAAAGCUUUCUAUAAAUGUACUAGACAUUUUUGUUCUAUUCACAUUUAUUGCUCUUAUACUAAUCACAUCCAUUUGUACAUACUUUGAUUUGAAGUAUCGAGGAAAGAAGUUCAACAACAAAUUCCUCAAAGCAUUUUCUGCUUAUGAAAAUUUCAAGUGCCUUUCAAAAUAUGCCAUUAAUGAACGAUCUAUUGAAUGUGUAAAUGGACUGAAAGUAUUGUCAGCAAUAUGGAUAAUAAUUGGGCAUCGUAUGGAUAUGAUAAGUGAAAAUUCUAAUGUAAUACGAGAAUUUAUGUCCUCAGAGGAAAGAUUGAUUCUGAGAAUUUCUGAAAUGUUUACUUCUGUUGUGGACACAUUCUUUCUCAUAUCUGGAUUGCUGGUUGCUGUAAAAUGUUUGAGGCUGUUUAAAGAACACAACUUCUCAUUUAUCAAGCACUGCACAGCUCGAUUCCUAAGAUUUUUCCCAGUACUAGCCAUAAUCAUUGCAUUUUUUAUGAGCACGUGGCCGAAAAAGCUUGCAAAUGGUCCACAAACAAUAGAAUUUAAAGAAGAGCUUGAAGAUUGUAAGAAGAACUGGCUAAGAAGUUUACUGCUUGUGGGAAAUUUUAAUAGCAAUUUUUGUCUUAGACAUACAUGGUACACAUCAACUGACUUCCAACUUUUCAUCAUAUCUCCUGCAAUUGUUUAUGGGUUAUUCAAAUUUAAAAGGAAGUUUUUAAAGAUUAUUGCUUUUAUUAUCGUCGUGGGACAAAUUAACAUUUUUGUUCAUAAGCUCAGUGAUAUUCACGAAGAAUUUUAUUAUGAAGCGUACUAUCGAUUCAUGCCUUGGUUUAUUGGAAUCAUGCUUGGAUACAAUUUGGAAAGUAAACAGGAUGCUAAAGGAAUUGAUCAGAACUUAAAAGCACUUGGAUGGACAGCUUCUAUUAUUUCAUUAACUUUAAUAGAAUUCAUACGAUUUCAAGAGAAAUCUAAAUUUUCCGAGGCACUUUAUGAGGCAACACAUCGCAUUAUCUGGUCUAAUGCCUUUGCAUGGAUUAUUUACGCCUGCCAUCAUAACAAAUCUAGCGGAUUUUUAAUGAAUUUUUUAUCACAUCGCAUUUGGAAUUCUCUUGCUAGAAUGUGCUUGAGCAUUUAUCUUGUACAUUAUCUUGUUGUGAUGCUGUCAUUUGUCAACAUGAAAAAUCCAUAUCAAUUUGACGUUUUAUGGUUAUUGAAAAUUUUAUUGCUCGAUAUUUUUAUGUCCUUGAUAAUUUCAUUCAUAUUUUAUAUGCUCGUCGAGGCGCCAAUGUGCAGAAUUGUGAAGACUUUUGAGAGAAAAAAUUAUUAUGUUUUAGUAGAAAACCGUUAAAUAUGUUGAAUCACGCGAUUGUGAAAAUCACCGUUGUAGAUUUUUUUGAAUAUUUUACUAUGGCU